Molecule: messenger RNA, 878 nt
Organism: Gastrolobium bilobum
Lineage: Eukaryota; Viridiplantae; Streptophyta; Magnoliopsida; Fabales; Fabaceae
Exons: 1
Coding region: 168-647 (159 amino acids)
Source: RefSeq, a predicted model, not a curated record
AACUCUUGGGUGAGCCACAAGAAAGAGUUAAAGACCUUGAUACAUUGACAAAACUUGCAAAAGAACUCAACUUUAAUUUAUUACAAGGGCAUGUUUUUGUGCUUGUUAUAUGCAUAUAAAUGAAGCUUCUAUAGCACAAAAAUAUAUACAGGGGUUGUUAGCUUAAGAUGACUAAGAAGUUCGAGUCCUUGAUGGAGAAAGUGCUAGGUUUCAGCCUUCUAUCUCUUGGUGGUUGCUUUGAUAGUUGCUGUGACCACACUCAAGCCUAUGGAUUAGGGACUAGGAUCUGGAACCUCAGUGAUAGGCCAGUGGAGCUGCAGAUAAGAGUGGGGUCAAUACUGAAGAAGGUUCACACUUUGAAGCCAGGGUCUUCUAAGAGAGUGAAAAGUAAACGCAUAUACAAGGCCUAUAUGCCUUGUAAGAGUGGCAGUGAUAGUGGGGGAUUGAAGAGCUUGCUGUAUUAUUAUGAUGAAACUUGCCACCCUUAUAUUUGGAUUCAUGAUAUAGGGUGUGAUUCCUUAAGGAUGGUUAAGCAGCAGUAUAUUAGCCUUGAGGAUUUGAGGGAUUCUUCUGAGAUCAGGAUCUUAAGGGAUCAGCAGAGAGGUUGCAUAUCUGUUCGUAAGAGGACUAGGUCAGAUUUCUGCUGAAUAUGAAUUUAACUCUAGCUUAUUUCAUAAGUUAAGUUUUUUUCAUGGAUGGGAAACAUUUUUACUUCUUGCUUUUUAAGUUCCUUUAUUGGGUCUUAUUAAUUGCAGAAUGCAAUGGUCGAUGAUUAUGUUUAAUUACUGCACCUUUGAAGUGUUGGUUUUUGGCACAUUUUAAGUUGUUUUUGUUAUGACACAUGGUCAAUUGGGAUGAAUAUUAUUGACAAACAAAUC